AUGGGUUUGGGAUCACGAGAUCUAUUCUUUAGUCCCCAUCUGUUUGAAUCUAUCUAUCUAUCUAACUAUCUAUCUAUCCAUGAGUCUGUUCAAAUCUAUUUCAGUCUUUUUGCAUCUAUCUAUCUAUCUAUCUAUCUAUCUAUCUAUCUAUCUAUCUAUCUAUCUAUCUCAGCGUUUUUCCCUCUUUCUCUGUCUCCACUUCUAUCUCUAUCUAUAUAUCUCUAUUCGUAUGUAUUUAUCCGCUUCUUUCUUUUCUUAUCUAUCUAUCUAUCUAUCUAUCUAUCUAUCUAUCUAUCUAUCUAUUUCACUUUCUUUCAUUCUAUCUACCUAUCUAUUUAUUUAUCUGUCUUUAUAUAUUUACUUAUUCAGAUCUAUAUAUCUUUGUUUAUUCAUAUCUAUCUAUCUAUCUAUCUAUCUAUCUAUCUAUCUAUCUAUUUCACUUUUUUCUUCAUUCUAUCCACUCCGUUAAGAGGCACGAAGUGGCGCCAUCUUCUCCUCUUGUUUUUUUUCAUCCGUUUUGUUUAUUCUUCCGGAAGUAUGACAUCGUAA
Molecule: messenger RNA, 549 nt
Organism: Acanthosepion pharaonis
Lineage: Eukaryota; Metazoa; Mollusca; Cephalopoda; Sepiida; Sepiidae
Source: the annotation of a GenBank genome assembly